Messenger RNA from Argiope bruennichi, 2326 nucleotides. RefSeq lists its product as uncharacterized. Gene Ontology annotation, biological process: maturation of LSU-rRNA; rRNA base methylation. Bases 89 to 2215 code for a protein of 708 amino acids. Gene Ontology annotation, cellular component: nucleolus. The record is from RefSeq and is a predicted model, not a curated record. The transcript is spliced from 19 exons. Lineage: Eukaryota; Metazoa; Arthropoda; Arachnida; Araneae; Araneidae. Gene Ontology annotation, molecular function: RNA binding; rRNA (cytosine-C5-)-methyltransferase activity.
AUUUGCAAUAUUUUUAGCAACGCAUGGAUCCACAUGUGUUAAAUUGAGGCGAUCCAUAUUUAACUAAAUUUAUAAUAACUAAUUCCUCAUGGGCCGAAAAGCAGAUUUUUCUGAAAAACAGAAAAGAGGUCCGGGUCGAAAAGCCAAAAAGCAGAAACCUCCGGAAAUUCCCGCUCAUUUACAAGAAAGAGAUCCAACAUUCAUUUCCAGAAGAGCUAAGAAAAGAUUGCAAAAGCAAGCAAAGCAGGACUUAGAAAAUGAAGAAAAAGCAACUCUUAAGAAACAGCUUUCUGCUUCUUUGGAAUCAAUCGAUGAAGAUUUGAUAUCAGGUGAUGAAGAAGUUGAAGAAACUGAAGUUGCCAAGAAGCAAAAACUUUUCUCUGAUGAUGAUGAGGAAGAUAGUGAUCAGGCACCAGAUGCAUUAGAUGAUGAUGAAGAUGAUGUUAUGGGUGAUGAUUUUGAUGCUGAAGGGUCUGAUUCAGAUGAUGACUCUGAAGGGGAAGAUGGUGAUGAUGAUAUGUUGCCUAUUGAAAAGGCUUCAAAGAAGCUUAUGAAAAAGGAAAAACAAUUAAAUAAAUUGAAUGAAGCUGAGCUACAGACAAACAUCCAGCAAACUGAAAUUUUCAAACUUCCUAGUGGUCAAGAAAUUGAAAAGGAAGGUGAAACUGCUGAUCUCGUCAUCCUCAAUCAAAGGAUAAAAGAUAUUAUUUUUGUCCUUUCUGACUUUUCUAAUCGGAGAGAACCAGACAGGUCACGAGUAGAAUACAUAAAUCAACUAAGAGCUGAUUUAUGUGCAUACUAUGGUUACAAUGAAUUCCUAAUGGACAAACUUAUAGAACUUUUCCCACCUUCUGAGCUGGUAGAAUUACUUGAAGCAAAUGAAGUGCAACGUCCAGUUACUAUUCGUACGAAUACUUUGAAAACAAGACGAGGGGACUUGGCUCAAGCUUUAAUCAACAGAGGAGUAAAUCUUGAUCCUGUAGGAAAAUGGUCUAAAGUUGGUUUAGUUAUUUAUGAUUCACAAGUGCCAAUAGGUGCAACUCCUGAGUAUCUGGCUGGUCAUUAUAUGCUGCAAGGUGCAGCAUCUCUUUUACCUGUGAUGGCUUUAGCUCCCAAAGAAAAUGAAAGAAUUUUAGACUUGUGUUCUGCACCUGGUGGCAAAACAACUCAUAUAGCUGCUUUAAUGAAAAAUACUGGAGUCCUUUUUGCAAAUGAUGCUGUCAAAGACAGAGCUAAAGCUAUUGUUGGAAAUUUACAUCGUCUAGGUAUUACAAAUACAAUUGUUUCUAUUGAAGAUGGACGAAAAUACCCUAAACUGAUAAGUGGGUUUGACCGAGUUUUAUGUGAUGCACCAUGCAGUGGAACUGGUGUUGUGUCUAAAGACCCGUCUGUUAAAGCUUCAAAAGAUGAAAAAGACAUCAUACGCUGUGCUACAAUGCAAAGACAAUUGCUUUUGGCUGCUAUCGAUUGCACAAAUGCACACUCUAAAACUGGUGGUUAUAUUGUAUAUUCCACAUGUUCAAUAUUGCCUGAAGAAAAUGAAUGUGUUGUUGACUAUGUAUUGAAGAGAAGAAGUGUUAAGCUUGUUCCAACUGGACUAGAUUUUGGAAAAGAAGGAUUGUCUAAAUAUCGAGAACAUCGUUUUCAUCCAUCGUUGAAGUUGUGCAGACGAUUUUAUCCACACAUAAAUAACUUUGACGGAUUUUUUGUAUGCAAAUUUAAAAAAUUCUCUAAUGUUAUACCUGGAGAAGCUCCUAAGAAUGCAAAUGCAAAAACAGAAGGUACAGAAGUCAAAACGGAAGAUACCACUGAUGCGAAGACAGAACCAGGUACUUCUAAUGUAAUAAAUGGGGAUACUGAGAAGUUGAAUCAAAAUACUGGCAAAAAGCAAAAAAGGAAGAAGGGUCAGAAUAAUCCUGACAUUACUAGUGAUUCUCCACAGAAUUCCCCUGAAAUCAAAAAAUUUAGAAAGGAGAAGAAAAUGGAAAAGAAUAAAACUAAGGAAUCUAAUAAUAGCGAUUCUCAAGAUGAAGAUGCACAAGAAAAGACAGUGGAUACUUCCGUUCAAGAGACAGACAGUAAAAAAUCUAAACAGAAUCAAGUGAAUACACGGAACUCUCCAGGGUUUAAAUCCAAUAAAAAUAAAAAGAUGUUCAAAGCCAAAAUGAAUGAGAGGAAAUUCUCAAACAAAAAAGGAAAAAGACAACAAAUGUAGCAUUUCUAAGUACUUUUCUGCUCCCUGUGGUUUUACUUCAUUGUAUAUAUGAAGGAAUUACAUUUGUUAUCAUUAAAUAUUCUUUUAUAAUAAAAACUGUAAAUAUGGAAA